GGGCCAGACUAGCUGUAACUGAAAACUCGGACCCAAAAGUCAACACGGGUUGAUUGUGCAUAUUUAUACCGACGGAGAAUCUCUACUCAUAACAAAUUACCAAAUCCGAUCCAAAACCUCUCCUCUUCUUCUUCAAGAUUUCCUCAAGAUUCUUUCAUAUUCGGACGGUCGCAAGUUUGGGAUUUUGUGUUCUUAAGUAAAUCUCAAACUUUGGCGUGUUGCCUGUUUAAAUAAGAUGAACUUCUGGUCAUCAUCAUACCAUAAUGCAGAUAUUAGUUUGGUAUUUACAUCUGAAUGGACGGCAAGACGUUUACUCAGUUGGUUGAAGAGAAAAAGAAGCGCGUUUUGGCAAAAAAAGAAGCCCCUUUGAAAUGGCAGCAGAAGCUUGAAGCGGCCAUUGAAGCCAACGAAAAGAAAUCGAAAAGGCAUAAGAGAAGAUCCGUGUCAUAUGAUAGUGGCAACCAAAGUGAAAGCAGCCAGGAGGUCAAAAAGUCAAAGAGGAAGAGUCACAAGAAACAUCGGAAGCAUGGUGACAAUGAGAAGAAAGAGAAGAGAUCAAAACGCAAACCAAAAAGGAAAUCUUCAAGUGAUAGUGAUAGUGACGGUUCAUAUGAAAGCGAAUUGGAAGAACGUAGGAAAAAGCGCGCUCACAAGAAGCGUAAGCAUCGUCGUUAUUCGAGCUCCGACUCUGAUGAUUCGGGCUCUUCAAGUGAUGAAGAUGAAGGUGCGAUAAAGCGAAGGAGACACUCGAAUCAUCAUAAACAUCAUGAUAGACGAAUGAGAUCAAGGGAUUUGGAUUCUUCGAGUGAAGAAUAUGAUGAUGGUAGAACGAGGAAGAGGAGGCAUUCAAGGCAUCAUCAUCACAAACAUCAUCGACGUUCGGAUUUGAGUGAUUCUCAUGAUUCUAGCUUUGAAGAUGGCGUGAGAAGACAUGAUAAGCGCCAUCGUAAGUCAUAUAACCAUGAGUUGAAGUCCGAUUCUGAUAACAAGGAUCAUGACCACCGCCACCACAACCAUAAAGAUGAUUUGGAUGAACCACAUGACAGAAAUGACAAGCAGCGAGAUGGACCUGAUGUCACGGGAAAUCCAGGUGUGGAUAGUGAUGAAGCCGAAGAGGGUCAAAUUGUCUAAGUUACAGUUUGUUGUCAUUUGUAAUGAACCUGUUCUUACAUGUUUUUUUACGACGCUUAACCUUUUAGUGGGACCCCUUCCUGUUCUUGUGAACUCGUCAACAUUGUAACGAAUCAUUUAAAACUGUUUUAACCAUGGGAAUCUGCAUGUUUCUUCA
Molecule: messenger RNA, 1288 nt
Organism: Helianthus annuus (common sunflower)
Lineage: Eukaryota; Viridiplantae; Streptophyta; Magnoliopsida; Asterales; Asteraceae
Product: sarcoplasmic reticulum histidine-rich calcium-binding protein
Exons: 3
Coding region: 295-1131 (278 amino acids)
Source: RefSeq, a predicted model, not a curated record